Messenger RNA from Scomber scombrus (Atlantic mackerel), 4098 nucleotides. RefSeq names its product collagen alpha-1(XVII) chain-like. The transcript has 48 exons. The coding region runs from base 1 to 4098 and encodes 1365 amino acids. The record is from RefSeq and is a predicted model, not a curated record. Lineage: Eukaryota; Metazoa; Chordata; Actinopteri; Scombriformes; Scombridae.
AUGGACAAUCUAACCAUAACCAAGACUGUCAUUUCUGGUGGAGGUGCUGGAGAAAGUAUCAAUGGUGAUCUUUCUCUGAGUGCCGGUGGGUCAGGUGGAAGAGUUGCAUCAGGAGGCUCUAGCAGCACAAGCAGCUCAGUUCUGAUCACAUCGAGCAGCUCUCAUGGCACCAGCUCUGGUGGAGGCAUCAGCGUCUCCACUCGAGGAUCCUCCUCGGCUGUAUCCUCAGGUGGAGGGAGCUCAGCAGGUUCAGGAGGGGCUGGGGCAGGUUUUAGGGCUGGAGGGGGGUCCUCAAGCAUGUCUUCUGGGUUUGUCUCUACUGGUAUUGAAGAAAGAAGAGAGGGUCUGGGUGCUGUGACAGUUUCCACAGUGACCAAGACCAGCUACAGCUCAGGAGGAGGAGGAUCUGGGGAAGUGAAAAGAGGAUCGUCCUCCACGCGCACUCAUUCACCUAGUCCAAGGGAGAGGAAGGGCAUGUCCACCAAGGCUACAGCUUUCUCAGAGGUCUUUGAUGAAAGUUCAAGCUCAAACUCUUCUCCAGAGUACACCAGGAAGGAGUAUGGCGUUUCAAGUGCAAUUUCAACUUCUACCACCAGAGGGAGAAGUCAGAGCAGAGAGAGUGAGAUCAGAGCCAGACUUCAGAGUGCUUCUCCUUCAGCAAGUUGGACGGAGCUGGAUGACGUAAAGCGUCUGCUUAGAGGAAAUGCCUCCAUCAGCAGCAGCCCCCCUCAGUCCCCUAACAACACACUACCUAUCCCCAAGAAGGCCAGCGUGGAAACCAGGACCAUGUCUGAGAGCUCCAGCACAGACCAUUAUGGCAGCAUUUGGUCUGGAGGUGUGAACAGUGGCUAUGGUUACAACACGAACAACCUGUCCACUAUCUCAACUCUCUACCCAUCAGGAGUUCAGAACAACCUGACACUCAGCUCCCCCUCUGCGAACAGCGGACUGUCUGUCGGCGGCACCGUCCCAGUGUACGGUGUUCAGAAUAACCUUGUCAGUACCAGUUCUGCUGUCUUCUCUCCUACUGGAACCACUGCACCAAUAGUUUAUGGUGUGCAGAAAAAUGUCUCCAGCACUGGAAUCAGCACCACCACAGUGAGACCCAGCAGUCCCACCAUUGAAGAGGCAUCAGGAAAAGACUUUAAGUUUGUCCUGAUCGAGAAGGAGAAUGCUCCCGUCAAGAAGGAGACAGAGCGGCUGGUCAUGACCAAAGACACGGGAAAGCAGUUCAUGUCUGCUGCACCUUCUGCUUUUGCUGCUUCCUACUCUGAAGACUCACUUAAGAGAGAGAAACUAUCAGCCAGCACAUUGGACCAAGGAACAGAUACUAAAUCUGAAACUGUGAAAGUUGCUACAAAAGACAAAGCCACCUAUGCAGAGAUCCGUAAAGAUGAAUCCGGCUUUGGCUUCUGCUCCUGCUGCAGCUGGUGGAAGUGGCUCCUGGGCCUCCUGCUCAGCCUGCUCCUCCUCCUUGGUCUCCUCUUUGGACUCAUAGCUUUGGGCGAAGAAGUGAAACGUCUCAGGAAGCGCGUUGAUGCUCUGGAAACCAUCACUGGCAGUUCAUCAGCUCGCUCCAGUCGCCUCUCUUCUUCCUCUGGCGUCAACAUCAUCGACCCGCUGGACUCGUCAUACAUGGACAGGAGCUCUUCUGGACCCACCCUGACCCACUCUGAUAAUGGCAUCGGCCUGGGGGCCAGUGGGCCUGGGGGCAGAUCAGGACAAGACGGUGUUGCCCUGCAGAGAACUGUUCAACAGCUGGUCAGGGCUGAACUCAACUCAGAUGCUUUAAGAGACACACUUGUAUACUCACUGAAAGGGGCAAAAGGAGAUCCAGGAACUAAAGGUGAUCCAGGGGCACUUGGACAUAAAGGUGAUAAUGGUUUCCCUGGUGUGCCAGGUCCUCCUGGGCAGAUGGGUCACCAAGGAAUAGAUGGUCCAAGAGGUCCAAAGGGAACUGCAGGUGAACAAGGAGCUGAGGGACAACAAGGCCAGAGGGGCCGGGAGGGACCAAUGGGACCCCGUGGAGAGCUUGGACCACCUGGUUUUGGGGAGAAAGGAGACAAAGGAUCUCAAGGUGAGCCAGGACGUCCUGGUCUUGUUGGUGCUCCUGGACCUGUGGGGCCAAAAGGUGCAAUGGGAGAGCAGGGUGCCUCAGGAAACCAUGGUGCUCCUGGUUCAAAGGGUUUCCCAGGUGAUGCAGGAACUCCAGGAGCAAAAGGUGACCGAGGAACACCAGGCCUGCCAGGAAUCAAAGGAGAUCAUGGAGAGAGGGGACCACGUGGACUGGCAGGUGAACCAGGACAAUCUGGACCACCAGGCCCCGCUGGACCAAAGGGAUCUAAAGGAAUUGGAGGGGAAACCGGUCCAAUGGGACUUCAUGGUGUAAGAGGACCACCUGGGCUUCCUGGAGAUAUUGGCCCCCCAGGUACUCCUGGGAUUCAAGGACCCCCAGGUAUUGCCGGAAUUCCAGGACAGCCCGGUUCUAAAGGUGAACCAGGAUCACCUGGCAAAGUCAUCGCUCCAACUGGCUCCAAUACUCUGACCAUCCCCGGACCACCUGGGCCAGCUGGACCUGCAGGUCCUGCUGGAAUCCCUGGUUUGUCUGGUCCCAUUGGCCCUGCUGGUGUCCCAGGAUCACCUGGAAAGAAAGGAGAACAAGGAGAACAAGGAGAAAAAGGGGAGAAGGGAGGACAAGGAAAACCUGGCGAGCCUGGUUCAGAAACUCUCAGUGCAACUCGAAGUGUGUCUGGACCUCCUGGCCCACCAGGACCUCCAGGGCCUUCUGGAGCACCUGGUGAGACUAAACAAGGUCCCCCAGGACGCAGAGGUCCUCCUGGAGAGCCAGGUGUUGGGGUACCAGGAACCCCAGGACAGAAAGGAGAACCUGGCAGCUUUGUGCCUACCUCAGAAACCUUCUUUGCUGGACCACCAGGACCUCCUGGACCCCCUGGCAAUCAGGGUGAGCGAGGACAACAAGGUUACCCAGGUGAACCAGGUCAACCAGGUCUUCCGGGAAGUCCAGGGGAAGAGGGUAUUGGCUUUCCAGGUCAGCCUGGGUCUAGAGGGUCCCCUGGACCUCAGGGUCCACCGGGCCCAGAAGGACCUAAAGGUGAUUCAGGAGUCUCAACUGGUGGCUCAUCUAGACGUGCUCCCCCAGGACCCCCAGGCCCUCCUGGACCGCCUGGUGUACCUGGUAGAGAUGGGACUGGAUCAACUGAUGUGGGCCCGUACAUUGCAGAGUACCUUCAGGGUGACAACAUCAGGCAGUACCUGGCUGGGCCUCCUGGGCCUCCUGGGCCUCCAGGGUCUUCAGAGAACGGGCAGGUGGACGAUGUGGCCAACAGAGUCAUUGCCUACAUCCAGAGUAGAGGACCUGGCCUUCCUGGUCCUCCUGGUCCUCCAGGUCCAUCUGGCUCCAUCUCUGUCAAUGACAUCAUUGGCCUGUUACAACCUGGGUAUCAGGCUCAGGGGCCUCCUGGUCUCCCUGGUGUCCCUGGUCCAGCAGGUCCCCCUGGACCAGCAGGUCCGCCUGGAGCAGUACUUGGGAGUUACGUUAACGCAGACAUUCGAGACUACCUGCAAAGUGUUGCUUUUAGAGGCCCUCCAGGGCCCCCUGGUCCCCCAGGGCCUGAGGGCCCCCCUGGUCCAAUCCGUGGACUGCUGUCUUAUACUGAGCAUGCCAACAGAGAGAUUCUCAACGCCCAACAACAGGAUUAUGUCAAGACUCAUGGUCUGCUUCGUGAUGUUGUGAGGGACUCUGAGCGAGCCACCCAAGGACCUCCAGGACUACCUGGACCUCCAGGACCCCCAGGGUACACCCGAUGGUUUGGUUCUCAUAGAAAUGCAACAGACCUGGUGGAAUACAUCAAAUCCCACGGUGUGCUGCACGACAUUACGAGGCAGUACAACAGUCACGUCCAAGGACCCCCAGGACCACCCGGCCCUCAAGGCCCCCCCGGAUAUAGCCGAUUGUUUGGCUCCCAGGAUAACCAUAUGGAGCCAUUACAGGACCACCUGGGAGACCAGGACAGAAAGGAGACAUUGGAUUCCCAGGACCAAAGGGAGAGAGAGGUGAACAAGGCUUUCCUGGACUAG